Molecule: messenger RNA, 159 nt
Organism: Loa loa (African eye worm)
Lineage: Eukaryota; Metazoa; Nematoda; Chromadorea; Rhabditida; Onchocercidae
Exons: 2
Coding region: 1-159 (52 amino acids)
Biological process (GO): regulation of gene expression
Cellular component (GO): nucleus
Molecular function (GO): histone binding
Source: RefSeq, a predicted model, not a curated record
AUGGCUGAAGAAGGUUACGAAGAGCGGCUUAUUAAUGAAGAAUACAAAAUAUGGAAGAAAAAUACACCCUUUCUCUAUGAUAUGGUGAUGACACAUGCGCUUGAAUGGCCAAGCUUAACCGUACAAUGGCUGCCCGAUGUACAGAGGUAUAAUUUUUAA